GCGUAGAACGUAUUGGAUAGGCAACAAUAGGUAAGGGAGUAUUAUAUAAACAAGUGCUGUGCUCUGCUGAAUUGGGAUUAUGAUUGAUUAGGAUCAGCUAUAAACUGAUGUCGUCUAGCACUGCUGAUAGCCAUGAACUGAGGGCACUGAGACUAUCGGCAGCCGGAAUGAUAAGAGAUAGUACGAAACACUUAUAUGGUGUGAAUGUACGUAUUCUUGUUAAAGUUAACUGCUGAAUAUUUCAGUUAUACCAGUAUUUCGCAUGCAAUCGAAGCAUUCAAGGCUUUUGGACGUCGCAGUUUUGAAGAGAAUGGAAGAUGUCUUUGUCAAAUCAAAUUUUUGACUGUAUAAAAACAAAUAAUUUGACAAAAGAUGAACUAAAUCGAAUAACUGACGAUGUAAAUAAAGCUUUAAUUGACCCAAAAGGCAAUGAACUUUUUGAAAACUAUCUUUCUCAGUUCAAGUUUUUGGAUGGUUUAGUAAGUUUGAGGUUGUACAACACCUGUUCAAAGAUCCUGAAUGAAAAGCAGAAUAGAUCGAGUCAAAGAAAUUUAUCGGAAGAAUCAUUGGAAUCACUUAUUACUAAAGUAAAAAUGAUAAAGGAGACUAUCGAAGAAGAAGAUGUAACUGCAAUAGAUUUUCGUGUUAUGACAGACUUGAACAAAGCCUUGGAGACAGAAAACAAAGAAAAAUUACUCGGCGUAUUAGAAAGGAUUAAAGAAGAAUGUCAAAAUAGUCUACGAGAUUUGCACAAAAAUUUUAGACGUUACAUCUUGGAAAAAUAA
Molecule: messenger RNA, 785 nt
Organism: Trachymyrmex cornetzi
Lineage: Eukaryota; Metazoa; Arthropoda; Insecta; Hymenoptera; Formicidae
Exons: 3
Coding region: 318-785 (155 amino acids)
Source: RefSeq, a predicted model, not a curated record